This is a messenger RNA of Pelobates cultripes (western spadefoot toad), 21910 nucleotides long. The record is from the annotation of a GenBank genome assembly. Lineage: Eukaryota; Metazoa; Chordata; Amphibia; Anura; Pelobatidae.
CUCAUUUUAUCAACCCCCUCAUCUCUCUCUUGCGCACUCUCACCAUUCUCUUUGUAGUUCAUUCUCACUUUUUCUCCCCCUCUUUCCUGUUUUAGUACCUUGUCUCAUGCAGCCUUUCCUUCCUCCUUCACUCAGUCUCUUCCCCGCUUCAUCUAAGGAUGGGAAGACUCAUAAUAAUUCUACUUCUGGUUUUCGGAGGUGCCUGUCCAGGUGAGACACGUGGUUGUCCAAGUAGAAGGGGUGAAAUUGGAAUAUCAGAUUGGAUGUGCUGAGACUGACUGGCAGUAAAUACAAUGUUAUAAAUAAUAUCGUUACCAGCUAAAGGAUGUUUGUUUGUGUGUCUGUGUGUGUGUCCGUGUCCGUGUGUGUGAAUGCAUCUGAUAUAUAAUUAUCGGUGAAUUCCCUCUCUAUCCCUCUUGCAAUAACCAUAUUAAGGAUAACAUGCACAUUUCCACUGUACUCGAGAUAAACUUUUUAAUUCGCUUGAGACAAAGUUUAAGGAUAACCAAUAUUUGUGAUUUCUUGUGUCUGUUAAUAAACUGGGUAGUUGGUAUUUAAAUUUUUUUAUAUAAAUUUUAAGCAAAUUAACUACACAGGUAAACUUGUUUCCCAACAAUAUGUUAGAACAUUUUUCUUAUUGCUCACCAUAUGAAUUGGAAACUUAAAAUGAAUUGGGGAAAUAAUAUUCAGAUAAGGCGAACCAGAUAUAACAGUAAUUAGUUAAUUAACUAACCUGGAAUUUGAGAAGAAUGAACAAUAGAAUAAACAUUUUAAUCUAAAAUAGCGGAACUGAUAUUUUUUUUUCCAAAAUGGUUGCUUUGGCAUUAAAUCCUUAAUUCCUAUUACAUCUAUAAUUGUCUCACAUGCAGUAUAUAUCUUUUUUUUUUUAUUAUUAUUCAUAGGUAAAUAGACAAAACCUUACAGCAGCAAGGAUACAGGUUAAUACGGCAAAUAGAUUUAUCUUCUGUGUCAGUGAAGGGAUACAUUCUAUAGUACAUUAAACCCUUUUUUGAAAGGUUAAAUUUGACGAAAUCGGUGAAGAAAUUGAGGAGGAGUUAUGAACCUGGAAAAAUAGCAGAGCUGUUUUGUUUUUUCCAGUUGUGAAAUUUUUUGUCUAAGACAGGGGUAGGCAACCUUCAGCACUCCAGAAGUUGUGGACUACAUCCCCCAUAAUGCUCUUACACCCAUAAUGCUGGCAAAAGCAUCAUGGGAGGUGUAGUCCAAAACAUCUGCGGUGCCGAAGGUUGCCUAUGCCUGGUGUAAGAGUUGCAAAUCCCGUAAACGUUCUCCCCAUAUUUCUAGCCACCGACUAAGCCACAAUGUUGGAACUUUAAAGAGAACUAAACUUAAAUGUAACAUUUUUGUCUAAAAUGCCUAAACCAAGGUUUCCACAACUGUGGGUCGCCGGCUGAUUUCUGGUGGGUCGCACUGACCCACGCCGGGAGACAGUCAGGUGGGUCGCUGGCUGAUUUCUGGUGGGUCGCACCGACCCACUAAGGGAGACAGUCAGACCCUCGAGGGUGCCUAACGGCUUGCAAUAUGUGCCGCUGGGAUCAGGGCUCCUCUGAAACGGGGAGAAAGCCUUGUGCACCUUCCGGUCUGCAGCUUCCCCUCUGCCGCGGGCAGACCAUGCAGUAACUGUCAGUGAGCUUGGCCAGUCACAGAGCGUUACUGUGGGUUACCGUGGUAACGCUAUGAGACUUCACAUGCGAGACUAUGUCUGCAUGGCCUGCUCCCCACACUGUCACCCUCACCCCCCCACAUACUGUCACCCUCACCUCCCCCCCACACUGUCACCCUCACCUUCCCCCCACAUUGUCACCCUCACCUCCCCCCACACUGUUACCCUCACCUCCCACAUACUGUCACCCCACCUCUCCCCAUAUUGUCACCCUCAACUCCCCCACAUUGUCACCCUCACCUCCCCCCAUAUUGUCACCCUCACCUCCCCACAUUGUCACCCUCACCCCCCACAUUGUCACUCUACCUGCCCCCCACAUUGUCACUCUCACCUCCCCCCACUGUCACCCUCACCUCCCAGACUGUCACACUUCACCUCCCCACACUGUCAUGCUCACAUUGUCACCCCCACCUCACCUCCCCUACAUUGUCACCCCUCACCCCCACACUGUCACCCUCACCUCCCCCACUGUCACCCACCCCCAACAGGGUCACCUUACCCCCAACAGGGUCACCCUCACUUCCCUCCCCACCCUGUCACCCUUACCUCCCCCCAUACUGUCACCCUCGCCUCCCCCCACACUGUCACCCUCACAACACUGUCACUCUCACCUCCUCUCUCCACUGUCACCCUCUCUUCCCCCUCACACUGUCACCCUCACCUACCCCACACUGUCACCCUCACCUACCCUGUGUGUGUGUGUCUGAAUUUGUGUUUCUGUGUACAUGAGUGUCUGUUUAUCUGUGUGUGUAACGUGUAAUUGCAUGUGUACUGCUUUGUCAGUCUGGGUAUUUGUGUGUCUGUCUAUUUGCAUGCGUGUGUGUCACUGUAUGAGUAUGUGUCUCAGUGUGUGUGGAAGUGUAUACACUACACACAAAUGCAUACCUGCAUUCAAACAUGUACAUUCACACACAUACUCCAUGCUUACAUUCAAACACACAUUGUAUAUAUUUUUAAAUACACAAUAUACACAUACUGUAUCCACUACACAUGCACUGCAGUCAAACGCAACAAACACACCCCUGUAUUAAAACACUAAAAUUAUAUAUAAACACCCCUUCAUUCAAACACCAACACUACACAUGCCUGAGUCUGUGGGUAACUAGUUGUAUGCCUCUAAAACAGAUUACCGUGAUAUGCCAAGUUUCUGCCACUAAAACUGCCAUGAUAUACCAAAAUGAUGCCUCUAAUACUGCCAUGAUAUGCCAGGUUUAUGCAUCUCAAGCUGAAUGCCAUGGUGUGCCAGUUUUAUGCAUCAAAAACUGAUUGCCAUGGUGUGCCUAGUUUAUGCCUCUAAAGUGGAUUGUCAUGGUGUGCCAAUUGUAUGCAUCUAAAGCUGAUUGUCAUGGUGUGCCAAUUGUAGGCCUCUAAAGCUGAUUGCCAUGGUGUGCCAGUUUUAUGCCUCUAAAGCGGAUUGCCAUGGUGUGCCAGUUGUAUGCAUCUAAUGCUGAUUUCUAUGGUGGGCCAAUUGUAUGCUUCUAAAGCUAAUUCCCAUUAUGUGCCAAUUUUAUGCUUCUAAAGCUGCCAUAUGCUAAUUUUAUGCAUCUAAAGCCGAUUGCCAUGAUGUGGCAAUUUUAUGCAUCUAAAAAGGAUUGCCAUGGUGUGCCAAUGUUAUGCCUCUAAAGCAGAUUGUCAUGGUGUGCCAAUUGUAUGCUUUUAAAGAUGAAUUCCAUGUUGUGCCAAUUGUAUGCCUCUAUAACUGAUUGACUGAUUGCCAUGAUGUGCUAAUUUUCUGCCUUUAACCCCUUAAGACCGGAGGGUGUACUAUUACGCCCUAUUCUAAGUGGCUCUAAACGCUGCCGGGCGUAAUAGUACGCCCUCCGGUCUUUUCCUACUUACCCUGUCGCCGGCGAUCCCACGCCGGCGAUCGCGGUUGGGGGGACUCCCAGGGAGCCCCCCGCGGCACGUCCGACCCCCUGGAAGCCCCCCGGCCAUGUGAGAGUUAAAAGCAAGUGGGUCUCAAAAAAUUACUGUUUUCAAAAGUGGGUCUCGGCCCAUAAAAGUUUGAGAAGCCCUGGCCUAAACUAUACAUUUUGGAGACUUGGAUAAUUGUUUGUGUGGCUAGUCUGAGUUUACAAUUUUACAUUUAUAGAGUUAUUUGCUAAAGUGAGAAUUCCAUGUGAUUUCAAAGAGAAUUUCACGUUUAAGGACACCGAACGUAGCCAAAGUGGAAGCUUCACUAACUUAGAGAAUUGUUCUAGUUUUAGCUAAUUUUAAUAAAAUGGCUAAAUUUACUUUGAAUUGACUGUGAGUACUCACUUCAGUUAGUAACCAUGUUACUAAAUAGGCUAAAAAGUGGUUUAACACUAAAAAGAGAAUUUUGACUUCUGGCAAAUAUCAGUUUCUUGAUUAAGAAAUAAAUCUACAAAGGUUUCGCGGGUGCAUCAGUAGGGAAUUCAAAAGAGCUAUUUAGCGACUGAGCUUUGGAGAAACAUUUCCCAGCUUCAUUUUAUACGGAAAUCAGGAACAGUUUUUUUUACACAGAUGAUGCUUCAAAUCUUUUUUUACAUGUUCUAAACCUAUUAUGGUGCAAUAUUUGCCUUUUUUGGGGGUAAAAUAACUUUUGAAAAAUAAUCAAAUUUCAAAAUCUAGGCUUUUCAUCAAUUAUAAGAAAUUGCUUCCCAAAAGAAAUUUAAUAAAAUCUUCUUUAAUGAAUUUCACAAAUGGCAAGGAUGAUCUGCAGAGGGACACUUUGACAUAUUUUCCAAAUGAACACUUAGAUUUGCACAUUUAAAAAUAGGUUAUAGAUAGCAAUGGGCACACAGGCAGUAUUUCAGAAACAAUAAUUUAUUGACCUGUUUACAUGACAAUAAAUGACCAUUUUACUAACACUGCCUGCAUAGCUGGUCUGGAUUGAAGAGAAUAUUGUGCAAAUUUGGGCACUUGCUUUUUUUUUCGCUUGCCCAGCCGCUGAAUGCUUUUUGCCAAUAGUUACUUCCUCUGAGCCAAUACUGAUGAAAUGUGUUUGGAGCUAGUAUUUAUUUAUUACUGGCAUUUAUAAAGCGCCAAAACUUUCACUAUAUCACAAACAACAGAUUAUUAAAUACAAUGCAAUAUUUGCUAUGUAGUAGCAAAAAUUUAGAUGUUAUAGUGUUGAAGUGAGUUGAAGGUGCAUAUAAAAAAUAUACAUAUAUAUUCCCUUCUAGUAAUGGACAUAACCCGAAGAUCUCCUCAACUCUUCAACAAGUAUGCAUACAAUAUAUAGGAUGGAUCCAACCACGGGGAAUAAGAAUAAAACAUAGUGGAACUCUGUGGAACCCAGAUAGAGUAAUUAUUAGUGCCAAUGGGUCACUCACACUUUGACUGAAUAAAAAGGGCAUUCGGCAAUCAUUGGAGAUCUAAAGUUGUGUCUCUCUCUUAGUACUUGAUAUCGCAGGUCUCAGCAGUAUGUAAAAUAAAGUGCAUCCAGAAUAAGGUGAUUGCAGAUUAAAGUAUAGUAUAAAAAUAUUUAUUACUUACACAGAAGUAAAAAAAAGUCAGCAUCAAAUACAGGUAUUUAUUUUACAUACUGCUGAGACCUGCAAUAUCAACUACUAAGAGAAAGGCACAACUUUAGAUCUCCAAUGAUUGCCGAAUGCCCUUUUUAUUCAGUCAAAGUGUGAGUGACCCAUUGGCACUAAUAAUUACUCUAUCUGGGUUCCACAGAGUUGCACUAUUUCCCAUAGUUGGAUCCACCCUAUAUAUUGUAUUUAUAAAGCGCCAACAUAUUCUGCAGCGCUUUACAAUUGGGAAAAAGACAAACACAAUAAGAACAGAGCGAUACAACAGGCAGAGGGCCCUGCCCAUGAGCUUACAAUCUAAAGGUUAAACUGAGGAGAUGAAACAAGAGGUAGCAAAGGGAUUUGUAUGUGAUGGCAGAGAGAGUUAAUAGUAUAACUGCAGCAGCUGAUAGCAUGUGAAGGCAAUGAGGAGGUGAUUGGCUAUGGUUCCAAACAGCUGGAUGUGCAUGCUAUAUAGUUAGAAGGAACCGGGGAGGGUGGGUGGGUAGAGCUGAGUAAAAAAAAAAGUAUUUGUCAACCAAAAUUCUAACAGCAAGAUUAUUAAUAACUACAUGUAACAGCAAGUACAAAAUAUUACAGUAGUAAACUAUAUGUAACAGUACGGUAGUAUCAUUAUAGUAAAGUAAUAAUCUAAUGUUAUAGUAUUAAUCUGUCUGCAUUAUUAGUGUAUGAACCAAUUAAGGAGACAUGUUCCAGAGGUCGUCCCAAUUAGGUUACAUUAUUUGAUAAUGGCAAAACAUAAAAAGAAUAAUGGCGUCAUCACUUGAGUGCUGUCAUUCUUUGCGUUUUCGUUUUCACACACUAAAGCUACGCAAAGCGGAAAAACAUUUUUCCAGGUGCCCGGGGCUUGGACUGGUGAACGGACUCUAUUGCUUUAUAAACCUGCUUCAACAGUCUAUGAGGCCUAUUAGUGCUGCAACUUGUGCUAUGUGGGGAUAAACCUAACUCGACUUUGAAAUAAUUUUAUAGAUAAAUAGAUCUGGAGCAUAUGUAGGUGUAGCAGAGCUCGGGUACUCAAUGCAAGUACCUCUGGUGGUUUCCCUCCUUCUAAUUGCUGAGUACAGUGAAGAGAAUAUCGCCCUUAUCCCCGUACAGUAUCUAAGACUUGGUGAGAGUAAAACCAAGUGUGUUGUAUUGGAACAGCUCACAUAUAUUUAUAUACAGUAAAAUGUGUAUUGAAACUGCAGUGGGUGAUUAGGUGAAAGAAAAUAAUAGCCCUCCCAAGCACUAUCAAUUCUGGGGCUAAUUCGAUCAGUCCUGCACUACCCCUUUGGUAGUGGAAUGUCUGGGGCUUCAGUUUCCCCUUAGUUCACCAUAGCCACUGCACCCAACACACCCAGCUGCCCUCAGGUCAAAAUAGCUCCCUGUUAGUCCACAUGGUGUUCAAUCGCUACCCAGUUGAAGAUCUGCUGAACAGUUCCAAGCGGCCGUCUUCAGUUACCAGUCCCUGGUCAGAGGCCGUACCAGGGAUUAUGUUAACUGGUGGCUGGCAGUGAGGGCGCUCAGUUUGGCCAUGUCUGCUUAGACCAGGGGGAAGCUCAGAAAACGACAUUAUCUUUACAGUUUGUAAUCACUCUACCACAGGACCCACUUGGUGGUGACAAUCCAUUUUAGCAUGAAGUGAGUGCAUUUUAUUUUUUUAUGUUUUUUUUUUAUAUUUUCCUAUUGAAAUUAAGGUUUGUGUAGAAAAAGACAAAAUUAAAAUAAUACUUAAAACUUUACAUAUACCGUGUUUCUCCGAAAAUAAGACCGGGUCUUAUAUUAAUUUUAGUCACAAAAAACACACUAGGGCUUAUUUUCAGGGUAGGGCUUAGAGCCAGUCUGUCAGCCGGUCAGUCGGUGUCCACGCUGUGUAACCCCAGUAACUAAGAUCUCCCUCUCCUCCUCCCUCCCUGUAAUAUUCUCCCCUCCCUUCCUCCCUGUAAUACUCUCCCCCCUCCCUCCCUGUAAAUAUGUAUCCCCCCCCUCCCUCCCUGUAAUACUCUCCCCCCCUCCCUCCCUGUAAUACUCUCCCCCCUCCCUCCCUGUAAUAUUCUCCCCUCCCUCCCUGUAAUACUCUCCCUCCCUGUAAUACUCUCCCUCCCUGUAAUAUUACCCCCCUUCCCUGUAAUAUUCUCCCCUCCCUCCCUGUAAUAUUAUCUCCCCCCUCCCUCCCUGUAAUACUCUCCCCCUCCUUCCUCAAUGUAAUAUUAUACCCCCUCCUGUUAUCUCCCUCCUCCCCCUCCUCCCUGUAAUAUUAUCCCCCCUCCCUCCCUCCCUCCCUAAAUCCCCCCCCUCCCUCCAAUCUUCUCCUCACCUCCCCUGUAGCGUGGCCGAGCUCCUCUCCGGUCCGCGACCCGGCCGGAUUGACAGGAAGUGCACACCCAGUGUGCACUUCCUGUCAGUCCGGGCGGGUCGCGGACCGGAGAGGAGCUCGGCCACGCUACAGGGAAGGGGAGGUGAGGCACUGCGGCAGCCGUCUGAGUGCUCUCUAUAGAGCGCUCAGGCGGCUGAGGCAUUUAAAGGGCCGGCAGCCGCCGGCCCUGCCUAGGUCUUAUUUUCGGGGUAGGGCUUAUAUUGCAGCCCACCCCGAUAAUCCAGCUAGGGCUUAUUUUCGGGGUAGGUCUUAUUUUCUGGGAAACACGGUAUGUAUACAUAGUGUUCUUUCUUCUGGUAAAACCGGCGCAACAGACAUUAUAACCAUACAUAUGGUCUUCUGUGUCACAUAAAAAUAUAACUCAGACUCUACUGGCAAAACAAAACAUAUUUAUUCUACCGAGCUUUGCAAAUACAAAGUCUAUAUUUCUUACAGUGUUAUUGAUGUUAAAUGUUACAACUGAUGGCAUUUGCUGGACAUUCAGAAUGUUAGGUGGAGACAUUCUGCCCUUGAUGUUCGUUGCCUUUGUGCAUCAGUGUCUCAUUGUCUCAUCUUACACAUAUAACACAUUCUAUAUAUACACCAUCAAAGUGUGUGUGCAAGAGUAUAUUAUCAUUACAAGUCAAUGCUAUUGAUACAAUAUUCUCUUUGGCAAUUCUAAUUACCCUAUUAGGUCACCCAGGGUUCCAUGGACACUCAGACAUCGAGAACGAGUUGUAACACUUAUCUUCUGUUCUUGUCACUCAAGAUCCACCAGGCUUCAGUGUGAAAUGCACAAAAAAAAAUAGAAUAUUGUAUAGUUACUGUUUUACUAUUUUUCUUUCUUUAAAUUUGUUUGUUUGUUUAUACCCCGUACUGUGGGUUUUACAUUGCUUUUCUUCUUUUUUUUGUCUAGUCAGUACAUAUUAAUAUUAGUAAAACAUUUUGUGGCUUAAAUUCUAACCACUAGUUUCUCAACCAUUAGGAUUAUGUGCAUCACAGGCAAGAGCUGGCCAACUGGUCAAGAGCUGACCAAGAGCUGGCCAACUGGUCACUUUAUGAGUCCCCCAGGAAGAGCAGCCAGCUGGGGAAGAAUAGAGGUGGCGAGGAAGCUGUACUCUUCUCUUCACGCUCUUCCAGCACUGCUCCCUGGCAUGUUCAGCUAUGAUGCCGAAAGAUGGGUUAUGAUGUCCCUCCAGCCCUGGCAUCACUAAACAGCACAUGCAGGGGCAAUACUUGAAGAGUAUGAACACGAGCCACACACUGGACCCCAGGGAAAGAUCCACUCCAGAUCUCCCAAAGGUAGGGAGGCGGGGUGGACAAAUUACAAUAAUAAAAAAAUUAGAAAUUGUGAGUGUUUGUGAGAGAAUGUGUGUGUCAGUGAAUGUGUGUGUGUCAAAUCAGUGAGCAUGUCUGUCAGUGAGUAUGUGUGUCUGUCAGCGAAUGUGUUCCUUUCGGUGUGUGUCAAAUCAGUGAGUGUGUGUGCCUGUUAGUGUGAGUCAAAUCAGUGAAUGUGUAUCUGUCAGUGCAAGUCUAAUCAGCGAGUGUGUGUGUCUGUCACUGUCUGUGCCCCUUUGGAGGCGACUACAGGAAAGCAUAAAUUGAGAAGUCUUUGAAAGCAGUUGAAGCUAAAAAAAAUUUGCAAGUUAGCAUGUAAAUCUCCCAUGUUGAAAUUAGUGUACCUGAUAAUGGGGAGCUGUGAUGUAGUGAAAGGUUUAAAACCAUAUGGCCAUUUGGUGUAAGUGAAUCCCCAUGUUUGUUUGCAUAUAUAGGUGAUUUUAAGUAGUCUUGUAAGUUUAAAACUGUAUAUCUUUUUUGUGUGUGCGCUGUCCCUUUAACUGUAUUUUGACACUGAAUAUGUGUCUGUCCUUUAGUGUCAAAUCAGUAAUAGUUUGUGUGUCAGUGAAUGUGUGUGUCAGUAAGUGCGUGUGUCAAUCUGUCUGUCAGUGAGUGUGUUUGACAGUGUCAUCUGUGUGUAACUGUGUGUGUGUCUGUCAAUGAAUGUGUGUCUCUGUAAGCGUCUCUCAGUGUGUGUCAAAUCAGUGAGUGUGUCCUAUGUUCAUUUGGUGAUGUUCAUACUUCAGAUUAAUAUAUCAUACACUCCUCCUUAUAUACAUAAUAUUCCCUUUAUAUCACAUUUAUUAUAAAAAUAUUCUUUACUUUUAUUAAUCAGGCUUGUUCUCCACUAUGAGUUUAAUUGAAAGAUCUGUAUCUAGCGUGUUCCAUUUGGAAUUUAAAUCAAUAGAAAUUACUUUUUCGAGUCAGUGGUACUAAACAUGCAAGGGUACCUCUCCGUAAAAGGUUGAGACACCCUGUUAUAAACCAUACCUUGUUCUUCUUCUUUCUUGGAUCGAGUGGGGCAGUCAUGAUACCAUGUCCAACCAUCCCAUUUCCUUUGCUUCCAAAACCGAGAAUAAUAUAGCCCCAUACACAGUUAUUUAACAGAUAGAAAUUCAGCAAACAAUAGCUACCGUAUCUUAUCACGCUAGAUUAAAGUGAUCCUAAUGCUUAUUAUAAUAUAAUAUUCACUAGUAGUUGGGAGUAGUUAGUACUCCUUAAAAAGGCCACCAAGUCAAAAUGUUCCUUAUAACUACUGAUAAAAAAUUAUGCUGUUAUGACCAACUAAACCCUUGAACCCCCUUUAUGGAAAUUGGAUUUGGUUUGUUAAAGGGACACAUAGACAUGAAAACAACUUUAGCUUAAUUAAUUAGUUUGCACUGCUCAAUUCACUGCAAUUUAGGUGUAAAACUAACUUUUGAUUCUGUUUAUGCACCCUAGACACACCUCCCCUGGCUGGGACUCACACAGCCUGCAUAAACACAUGGUUUCAUAUUCAAUCAGACUUUUUUUUUGUAUCUCCUGCUCUGUAAAUUGAACUUUAACCCCUUAAGGACACAUGACAUGUGUGACAUGUCAUGAUUCCCUUUUAUUCCAGAAGUUUGGUCCUUAAGUGGUUAAUCACACACAGGAGGCUCCUGCAGGGUCUAGCAAGCUAUUAACAGAGCAGGAGAUAAGAAAUUCUAAAUUAAAGAAACUUUACAAUAAAGGAAGUUUAAGCAUUAGAUGUCUCUUUACAGGAAGCGUUUAGGAAGGAUGUAUAACAUGCAAGGAAGUAUAACUAGGACUGCAUUAACAAAGUAAAUGCCUAAAUGGAAGGGAAUUAAGCAGUGAGACUGCAGGAACAUGAUCUAUACACCAAAACGGCUUCAUUAAGCUAAAUUUGUUUUGGUGGCUAUAAAGUCCUUUUAAAAUUAUUUUUGGUUUGGUUGGACCCUAAAGGAAGUUGUUAGACAUGCAGUAAAUGCCCUAGGCGCACAUAGCGAAGAGUCAGUUUGGCAUAAUCGAGCUGUUUAAUCCAUCCCAUGUUAAAGGAACUAGCUCGCUAUAACAUGGUGACAUAUUUUUCUUUCAUGUCUUGCAUUAAUACUUUGUAAUACAUAGAGAAUAAAAUCGAGGUCAGACUGAAAACAUUGAAUCUACAAUCUUGCCAGAAGCCCAAGAGAUGUCAAAAUGUUUUGUUUCUUCGUAAUCUUUAUCUUUGACCUAUUUUCACAUUGUAUAAAGAACAUGUCUUGUUUGGAGUGACAAGGUAAGCUCAUUUAGCAGGGUCCUCUACACCCACUGUUCUCGUAUGCUAUACGUGUUUUUUUAGAAUUAAAUAUUUAUCUUGUUUACCUUUUGCACAGCACUGUGAAUACGUUGGCGCUAUAUAAAUAAUUAUAUUUAUGCUGCAAACAAUAGAGUGUAGUUGCACAUAGUCUUACAUGGAAUAAUAUAUUUGCUUUACAAUACGAUUGUCUAACACAUUAUUUCCUCUGCUUUCUGUCUGCAGGGCACCCACCUGUUCACAUACCUGUUCUAGAAAUGUCUAUCCAACCUUCGGGCAUCUAUGUAUUAUCUUGCUCACCUUAUUCUACAAAAGAGAGCAUUGUCCAGCUACAUUGGAAAGAAAAACACGCGAAUGGGUCUUAUAGCAUGAUAGGGGCACAGAGUCCAUUAUAUGGAACUCACACUAUGUCUCCCUACAAGGAAGUUGCCAAACUUAGUUGGAAGGCAAACACAACCUACAUCUUGGAGGUUAAAGAGGACAUGGAGGUUUGCUGUGAGAUGGUAAUUUACCCAUAUGGAAGGAGCCCGGAGAGCUGUGUAACCAUGAAGGUGGACACAGGUAAAUGGGGGAAGAGUUGGUAGAUAUAAGGAUGCUUCAGAGAGAUGACAGACUUGCAACUUUCAGAAAAAAGUGACAGCAAUAAAAUGACAAGAUUGAUAUAGCAAAGGGCAGAUAUAACAGAAUAGAGUGGCACAGUAAAAACAAUAGAAAUAUAUAACUGCAAUCUGUGAGAGUUUGGGUAAUAGUGGUAUAAGUGAAGGAAAUAGGUGACACGACGGUAAGACCCAAGGUAGAGGUGAUUGUAAGCUCUUCCAAUUAGGGUCCUCAUUCACCUAUUGUUCCUGGAACAUUUUGUAAUUGUCUAAUUUCCUCCUUUUAAAUAUUGUAAAGCCCUGCAUAAUAUGUUGGUACUCUAUAAAUGUCAAUAAUAAUAAUAAUAAUAAUAAUGGUGCUGGUGGGAGGAUAGAGUAUUAGAGAUGACAUCGGUGGAAGGAAUUGUGACAAAUACGUAGAAUGCACUUUAAAUUUAGUCAGACGUAUGGUCUAUUGUAUUGACAGAGGUGGCCUGUUACAAAUGGGUCAGACAUUAAAAGGGACAAUGUGUAGAUGUAUGGUGAUCUAGAAAUCAGUGUUAUAAUAUGUGUUAUAUGUGACAAUUCAAGCAGUUUUAACAAUGUAGAAACAGUAAACCGUCAGACAUGUAACAAUCCUUCCUCCUUUCAGAGACUCAACAUUUUAAAUCCGAGCUGAUGGUGGUCUUUUUGGUGGGUGGAUUUUUCUUCUUGGGAUCGUUUGUCAUAUUGUGUUACAUCUGCUGGACCCGGAACCGGUGAGACUGUUAGGGUUUAUUUCCUUGCGUGUCAUUGUCAUUUAGAGACUAGUCAAUAAUCACUGAAAUAGUUGUCCCUGGCACCCGUCCAGUGUUACAAAUGCUAACGCUUAAUGACCAGCAGUCUGUGGGUGCCAAAUGUUUUAACAUUUUCUAUAGUAGUUAAGAUAAACUUAAAGCUAAGCAACACCUAGUUUGUGUUCUAAACGGUAAAAUGUUCCACCUGCUGUGGUUUCACCACAUAUUACACCUCCUUUAUCUAGCUGUAAAAGGCUGUUAAAAGAAAAAGGCUUAUUAGUGACUGGCAGCUCACAAUACAUCCUAUAUUAAAAUAAAGAAAUAAAUGAAAAAAAUAAUAUAUAUCUAUUAUUAUUCUAUAUUUAUUCUAUAUUCUUAUUCUAUUCAAAGGGAAACUAUAGUCUGAGGAACACAAACAUGUAUUCCUGACCCUAUAGUGUUAAAAACACUACUUAGCGCCCUGUCCGCCCCUCUUAUCCUGCUUAAACUGUGUGAACUGACAAUCUCAGCCAAUCACAAUGCCUUUCCAUAGGAUUGGUUGAGAUUGCCAAGGAGGCGUGCCAAGGAGGUGGGCUGGGGGGUUUAGUAGCUGCAAACAUCUACCAGCUUUUGGUAUUUAAAGUGUUUAAUGUUUGCUUUUUACAGACAUGCAUGGGAACUAGCCCCUGGUAGGAUUUCAUUAUAACAAUGUUUGAUGAAGCGUAGGUUCACAUAUCACAGUUCUGAACCCUAGUUUUAAUGGAUUGGUGGUCAUUAUUGAUAUCAUUGAGAGAUCAAGAGAAUUAUUUAAAUAACAAAAAUAGUGACCUGUUUUAUGGUUACUAAUAAUAUGUAUUUAUUUAAAGUACUUUUUCUAUAUGAAAUCGGUGGUAAUAUCUAAUAUAACAUCUUAUCAAAAAACACCAGAAGAAUCAGCCAACCGCCAUUAGAGAAGAGGAAGUCCAACCAUUCCAUUCAAAUCUCCCUGAUCUUUCUAGAACACUUUGAUACACUGAGUCUUUCUGGGUGAGGCCUACAUCGACAAUAUCCAACCAAACAGUGGCUGGCAGACUCUUCCUUGUUUUGGGCAUGGUCUUUAGGUUUAUUUUUUUUAUUGUAUAUCUCCUAUGUAACAUGUUUAAAUCCGUACCAGGACAUGCUUAAAAAUUGUUGAAAUCUAAACGUUUUUCUUGAAAGGCACAGUUUAAAGAAUUACUCCAAGCACCAUAACCACUUCAGUGACUUGACGUGCUCAAGGUGCCUGGAUUCUGUAUGUGCACCGUUUCGCUAUGAACUGAUUUGUAAAGUGACACCCUCGGAAUAGCCAUGAAACAUGAGCCUAGCGAUAUUUGAGCAGGGGCAGCCAUAAAAAAAAAACUUAGCAGUAAAAAUGGCAAAACAUUUUAUGAAUCAACAAACACCAUUCAUCAUGGCAAUUGUUUUUAGGCCAGAGGCCUAUCGUUGUAAGGGGUCACUGCACCACAGAUACUAUGGACUGAUAACCACAUCACUCUUAGCCUCAAAACCCUGUGGUCAUGAGAGUUAAGGGGGUGUGAGAUUUGAGCACAUUGUACCACUCUGUUUUCCACUUGGUGAUGACGUCAUGCAACAUUGUCACAGUAAGGACUAUUUCACUCUGCUCUUAAUGAUACUUGACAUUUUUAAUUCCAAAUUAACUGCAUUUCAAGUGAAUCUUGCAAGUUUUGCAGUUGGCGCUGGCAAACGGCUAGUUAUUCAUUAAUAAUACCAGAGGUUUUAUUAUGUCAUUAUGUCAUGACAUUAUGUCAAAAUUAUGUCAUGCACAGAGAUUACACAGUGAACACUUUGAAGAAAAUUCAAUGAGCAGCUAAUACUGUAAUGUAGUUUUUUUUGCAAAAUUGGAAGCGCUUCAGACUAGAUUUUUGCCUUCUUUUGGAUCAACAGCAAAAACAUUUGUGAGGAAGGCUGAACUCGAUGGGCGCAAGUCUCUUUUCAGCUAUGUAACUAUGUAACUAUGUAAAUGUUUCAAAGAAACUUACUAGUACAACACUUGGACAGGCUUCCAUUUAGCUGCAUUGUUUACAAGGUUUUGUCCCAUGGCGUUGUGAUAUUGGACAAAGGCAUCUCCACAAUGUAUGGUUAGGUAGUGAUUAGGGUGCUCUCUCGAGCCAUAGCGUUCUCUCUUCUCCCUUACAAUAUGAAAUACUAGGAGCAUGAGCGUCCUCCACGUAAGACAAAGGGGGCAAAUACCCCACAAAGAAAUUGUCCUUCCUUUGAUUUUAAUGGUGCAGAAUGUAUUUUUGUAAUCCAAUGCAGAUACUUAUACCAGAUAAUAAAUGGUAUAUUGGCAUUAAAAUUCAGCUAUUUUCACUAGCUAUUUUCAUGAUGCCGUGUUAAAUAACCCUAAUACAUACCCGCUAAAUGCAUUAUUAGUUGUAAAAUUUUCUUCUAGAUUUUUAGAUUGGGGUAAUUUUGGGAUUGCUCUUAUUAAGUUACAUUUCCGAUAGCUCAUUUUUUUUUAACACAAUGGACCGAUGAGUGUUUUAUUGCAAUCUGGAUGUUAGCAGUAGGUAAAACCCCAGCAGUCACAGCGGAAAUCUUUCUGCAGAAAAUGUUUCCACAGCCUGUGAUCUGAAGAAGAAGAACAACAUAUUGUGUAGCUUGUGGUAUAAGAUUACACGCACACACAAACUAACUGUAUGCAAAUAGGCUUGCACAUUUACCAGAUUUCAAAUUCAGACUAAAACAGACAAACUGGAACAUUUACAAAUCAGCUGUUUUUCAUUAUAAUUCUAAAUCCAGUUUUCACUUGAUCACAAUUUUGGACAAACGACAAAAUAAUUGCAACUUUUAGGCGAAAAUAUCUAAUGAUAACAAGUGUGAAUAUGUACUGCUAUGUGAGUAUAUAGGGACGGUCUAUUAUAGUUUCAUACCUUGAUAACAUUUAUAGUGGACAAAGUGGAACACUUUCGGGGGACGAGGCCUAGCUCACAAGCUGACCUGACGUGAUUCAUAUGAGCUCCUGCCAGAAUGUGCUAUAUUUCAGCUAAAACUACAAAAAUACAGCUGCAAACAGCUCAGAGCCAAGCAUAGAAGACACCUUUAACAGAAGGGACACAAAGGGUGCCAAAAUAAUAACAUUUGCAAGCUUAUUACACUAUCUGGCCCUGAGGCCUACCAGGAUUGCAGGCCUGUUAGCAGGAAGAAGUGGCCGAUCUCCUGCUUUGGACAGAGCCUCCUGAAGUGAAUCUACUAGAACCCAAUUACUUCCCCCCUUUGGACCGGUAGGAGUUAUCCCGGUCCCCGCUGGGAACCAUAAAUACUCUGCAGUAGCAAGCACAAUCUCAAUCGCGUGGCGAAUCAAAGAUGGCUGCUGCGCUGAAACCCAUACUGAGUCAAGCAAACCCUGAGAGCCUAGAUUUAGCAAAAGGCUUUGAGGCCAGAUUUGACAAGAGGUGCCACGACUCCUGGACUCAUAUGUCAUGUCGCUCGGCCAUCCUCACCGGUACCACCACAGACUCAAGCAGCAGCUCCAGCUCACUGUCCCUCCUUUAGGCUGCCUGCCCGGGCAGGGCCGCAACCACCCAGACAUCCAUACACCCAUGCGGUGUGCCAAGUUCCACAUUGACGCAAAGCUGCAAAGCAGACACUGCACCAGAUGCUGAAAAAGGGCGUGCGACCACAUGCUGCCACCCACUCGGCAAGCAGUUUGGAUUCCCACAGAUGUUUACCUGGAUCUCGUGCCUUAAUGAGAGGAUCUCCACAUCACUACCCGAUAACCAGAAAGAGUGGGCGCAUGCGGGAGGCCGCCUGGUGUGCUCCUCCAGAGACUUUGACACUGGUCCACAUAGCUCUCGUAAGCCAACGGAGGAUGGGGUGUGGCUUGUGGUGGACUUGCCAGAAUGCAGGGACUCAGCUUCACACACACCAAGACAAACCAGAGGUGGGGGUGGGUUGAGGGGCCAGUAUUUAAAUCUAGGUGCUCAUGUAUGUUGAAUUGUUUUUCUUUACAUCUUUGAAUAAGCUGUAGCCCUCAUGUGACUUCCCUAAGCGAUCUUAAUAAUUUAAAAGUGGACCCCAGUGGUUUUAUUUUACCAUCUAUCUACUUAUAAGCAUGUUCAUAAUUUUAAAGUCUGAUCUUAGUGGAAUCUACAACAGUGCAUGGGUCAUACUUUAUCACAGUGCAUGGGUCAUACUUUAUCACAGAGUUUAUCUGUUUAGCUUCAACUACCAGCACUGAGCUAUUCUGUCAUUAUAAACUAAAAAAUAAUGUGCAAUUUAUCAUAUGUGUUAUCUGAAGGAUGUUUUCCUGCACUCUGAUUGACACCCUAACGCUUUUGCAAAUAUCCAUGGUGUAGCUGUGCACGUAAAAAAAAAAGAAAAAAAAAAAAAAAGAAAAAGAGGGACACUUUCAUUUGAAGGAUUGAGUGGGGCUGCUUUGAGAAAUCUUAGGUGACUCACUAAUAAUAAUUUAUACACUAAAAUGUAAUUUAGAACAAGAACAAUGUAGACUGAUUUCUAAACACAUUUCUUGUAGAUUAAAGACACAUUACUGGCAAUAUUAUUAGUGUGGAGCUCUGUUAUACACUCAGGCACAACAACAAUAUGGAGCUCCUAGAAAAGAGGGACAGAGGGAUUUAAGUCCAAACAGGGCCACUUGGGAGGUAUGGAGUUUAUAUGUAGAAAAAAAUGUAAAUGUCUAUAAAUAUAGAAAUAGGAAAAUAAAUAUGGUUUAGAACCAGCACAAUCUCCACCUCGGAAUAUACUAUGCCCUUUAUUUGCUCUAAUUUAAAGGCUAUAAAGCAUUGAUAAUUAGAACUGAAUAGCUUGCCUAGUAAUCCCAAGUUACCUAUAUAGAUGGAAAGCAAACAGGUAUUAGAGAAAAAGCAGGCAAGAGUUGUGGUCAGAAGGUGGUGCCACUGGAUAAAGUGAAGAGGAAAGAAAAAAAUAUAUUAACCUAUAAGGGUCUAAAUACCCAUAGUGGUAAAAUAAAAACCAUCAUACCCGUCAAACUUAAAAUAAAAUAAAGCGCCAAAAAAAACCUGACUAAAAAGAAAAAACCUGAGUGCAAAAAAAAGAAUCCUUCUUCACCCAUGGAGGGCUCCACGCAGACUGAGCUCUGCAGGGCGGAGGAAGGCUUAUAAAGCCUUGCCCCGCCCUGCAAUUAGGCUUAGAACACUCUGAUUGGUUGGUUUAAGCCAAUUAGAGUGCUCUUUGUCAUUUUACACAGCAUGGGAAAAUUCCAAAGAACUUUCCCACGCUGUGUAAAAUGACAGUAGGUCCCCCCUCAUUAUCUUUAUGGCCCCCACCCUCCGCCCAGGGGUGGGGGAGGACAGUGGGGGGGAAUCAGAGGGGGGGGAUUUGUCUUAGGGCCACACCCACCACCCAGGGGUGGGGGCAGGGAGGGAGGACAGUAGGUCCCCCCCCCAUUAUCUUUAUGGCCCCCACCCUCCUUGUAAUAAACUGAAUGAACAAAUGAACACUGAUAUUCAGUGUUUGUUCGUCUGACAAUGCUAUUCAUUCAUUCGUCUUUCUGACGAAUGAAUGAAUAGAUGAAAUUCCUGUUUGCAUGCACAAGUGUUUCACUGGGCAUGUGCGGGAAUCUCACAGUCUGUCUAGUGUGGGCAGAUGACGUGUCCCACAAGGACUUCAUCUACCCACACAAAGAUGGCGGUGCCCGGAAUAUAGAUCGGGGCAGAAAAUAAAGAUAAAAAAUAGGUAAUAUGUGGGGUUAAGGGGAAUUUGGGGAUGACUAGGGGGUCGGUUAGAUGUAGUGGAGUCGGGGGAGGGGGGGUUAAAAAAAAAACAGGAUUCGGCCAUGACAGUGCCGCUUUAAAUCUGACUCUGGAGUGUUCUUUCUGUGAACAUACUAAUUUGAAUAGCGGUUUUAGAUUUAGACUCACAGACCCAUCGUAUUAAAUUUCGCAAUCUUUAAGAAAGUUUUGGUGAGACGAAAUAGGGCCAAACACCCGGUAAUUUAAUUAAUCCUCAUAUAAACAUUAAGACAUCGAAGAAAUCCAAGAAAUAUUUAUAUUUGCUCACUAUCCCAAAUCCCUACGCAAAUUUAAUAUUUGGAGGUUUUUUAGUAUCAAUCCGAUGGCCGUUAAAGUGCAAGCUCACCUGCCACAUCAUGGCAAACCUCUUAGGUGAGUCCUACACUAAACAUUCACCUUGCUGCCUUCAGCUAAUAGGCAAAAUCUGUAAAAAGAGUUAUUCGGGUAAACCUCUGUACUCUUUCUAACCCUUAAAAUGUAACACAUGGAGUCGGUGGCUGCAAUGUAAUACAUUAUUAAAUAUAAACGCACAAAAUUAAGCCUUGUGCUCAAACUUAAAACACCAAAAAACUGGAAAAAAGGGGUAAAACCCUUUUAUGUGUUGUAUUUUGUGGAAGAUUUGGGGGGGCUUAUGUUACAUUUUGUGGAAGAUUUGAGGGGCUUGUGUUACAUUUUGUGGAAGAUUUGGGGGUCUUGUGUUGUAUUUUGUUAAAGAUUUAGGGGGCUUGUGUUGUGUUUUGUUAAAGAUUUGGGGAACUUGUGUUGCGCCUGAGAGUUGUUGAAGAUUUGUGAGAAAUCUUUUUUGUCUACCAGACAAGGUUGAUAAAGACUUGGGAAUAACAGUUUGCCUCAAUAAUUUGGUGUGCUUGAUGUGGGGGAUGUUCCAUUAUCUAUUCGGCACAGAGACUAGAAGCACCGUGCACAGGUAUAUGGUUGAUUUCUUAGUGACUCUAUAUUCAGUCAGGAGUUUAGUCACUAACUAAACUCUGAAUUGUAGCGAAUUAAAGGAGAAAAAAGGCAAAAACAACUGAACUGGAAAAAUUCCAAUUUAUAGUCAUAGCUUGACUAUUUUAAUGUUGCCUUUUGGAUUCCAGUUUGCCACCAUUUAGAGUUAAGUGAAAAUCCCUCAGUGUAUCAAAACAAAUAUUAAAUAUUUUAAUUACAAAAUCUUAUUCUCCUGUUUUUAGCUUAUUUUUCCCCAUAUCAUUCCCAGUGGGUUAGUAGCAGUUCAGGACCUUUGCCCAAGACCCAUGUUGCAACCCAAAUUUAAGAACAUGGAUAUAUGCACAUCACUUUGCCAAAAAGUCUCUAAAAUUAGAAAAUUUAAAUCCACUACGCUGUUUAUGUAUCCAUGCAAAGAUUUCAUAACUAAUACAGGGAUAUACAAGUAACAAGCUGGCAGCUAUUAAAUGCUCUGAGGGGUACCUGUUUAACUUCUAACACUUCUUACACAAUCAUAGAAUGAUCCACAAUUCUGUCUUUCUCUUUUAUAUUAGGGGAACACAUCGCCUGAGAGAGGACACUCAACAAAAUUGGAAGAGGAGGGGGAUGAUAUACCCUUACCAAAAUACAGUUAUUUCAAGACAUCUUUCUUUUGAUCCUUUGUCUAUGGAAAACCACACAGACCGCAAUGCUUUGCCCCAGAGAAAUGCUCACUGCCAUAGGCCUCUGCCUCAGAGAAACCAGCUGCCUCCUCCUCCCCCUGUUCCACCUCCUCGGAACUGGCAACAUCAACCAACUAUGCUUUCAAAGAACCAAAGGCCUUCUGAGGAGAAUUCCUCACCUGACCUUCCAUAUCCUACAAUACCUACCCAUAAGAACUUCUGGACACAUGAGAUUCCAAAAAGGUCAAAUGAUAUAUAUAGUAAUGUUCUGCGCAAGAAACCAAAGAUGUCUCAGCCAUCAUGGUGUUCUCGAAGAAAUACCCCCACUUUUGAUAUUAUGGUACAUUCAAGACCUCUGUGGUCCACUUCCUCAUAUUGUCCUGAAGAAGUUGCUCCACUGCAGCCCACAAUAUCCAGUGUGGAUUCUCCUUUUUCUACCAUUAACCCCAUGUAUCACAGUGGAGCACAAUGGGUAUCCCGCUCCGAGGGUAACAUCUGACUGUAAAUAAUGUAAUAAUAAUUGAGUAUAUAUAGACAUUUAUAAUCCACUGACACCACAUCUAUACAUUUGUAUAGUUACUGUGGCUUAAGAGACCCUAUCUACUACUAAGCAGUGCUGAUCGGCAUUUCCAAUCAAUGUCAGCAACGGAAAGAACUGAUUCUGCCCAAAUUUAAGGCCCCCAGAAGUUUCCCUAAAUUAGUCUCAGUUCAUUACAAGCAAUAAUUGCACGGAUGGUAUCACCACCUGGGCAUUACGGAAAUCGGAAACGUGAUCAGCUCGCUGAAAUAACGGGCACAUCAUGAAAACUAUAUAACCAUCAGAAAAUAUACACCAUUUACUUUAUCAUAUUCUUCAUUCAUUUAUAUUAUAUAUUCUUUGUCUUAUGGACCAGUAUGUAUUUUAUAAUUCUUUAUUAAAGUGAAAUGCUGUAGCUAAGGGAAGAAGUUAUUCUAUGAGUUGUGAUUCUAAUCCUGUGGGCACCUGGGAAAAAGCCAGUAUUAGGUUCCCUAAUGCAAGUUAAUGAUAAGUGUUCAGCAUGGCUGGCCGCAGGAUAACGCUCUUUUUUUUCCUCCUUAAUAAUUUAUGAGCCAGAACAGGAGAUGCAUUUCAUGUACAGGUUAGCUCUAUUGAGGUAGUGAGUACCCCCAACCCUCCGAGGGUUGCUGAAAUGAAAGUCUGAAUAGCACUUGUCAGGAUCAGACUGGUGACUAGUAUUAUUUAUAGAGGCACCAACAAAUUCAGCAGCGCUGUACAAUAGAUGGAUAACAAACAAGUAGUUGCAACAUCACAAGUGAACGUACAGAAACAGAAGGUGCUGAGAGUCCUGCUCAAAAGAGCUUACAUUCUAUGUGAAGUGGGGUACAUGAAGUACGGGUAAGAUGUAUUUAAUGUAAUGGAAAGGUAGUGGGCUAGAAGAGUUUACAAUUAUGGAUUUUGUUUGUUUUAGGAUAGGAAGUAAGGUGUUAACAUGAGCCCAUGAUGUGUGAAUGUGUAUUGAUGCACGACAGAGGGGUAGAUAGACAGAUCAUACAUGCAGGUGCACAUGUGCAUGCACAAAUAUAUUCUGUGUGUGCAGAUGUGUGUACAUUUGUGUCAAUGUACCAAAGUGUGUUCGAUUUUUCUAUGAUGCGUGUACGAGAUGUUUUCCUAGGUUGCCCGAGGUGGUAGGACCUGUUUUUUGCCUGGCCAUUAGGAAUUACUGAUCCAAACUUUUUCUAUUAUUAGUCAUGUUUAGCAAGUGCUACACCAGAUCACAUUGUGCUCACUUGUCCUUGCUCCAAUGUGUGAAAUAAAAUAUAAAUCAAUAUGUGUUCUUUUAUUCUUUGCUUACCGAGCAUCUGCUUUGAAAGUCUUAUCAUAAAUAAAACAGUAGUGCCGGCAAUACCUCUCCAGGAAGUCUACUGUAAGCUUGUCCACCUACGAGCUAGAGUCCCAGCACCACACAUGCAAUGAUUGGCUCAGAACAUCACCAAGUCAUUCACAGGAACAGAGACAAACAAAAAAGGAGAAAACAAACUACAUCUGAUAAAAUAAAUAAAUAAAAGACAGAUAAAAUAGUAGAUAAAGCAAUUAGCAGUUGAUUUAAGUGGAUGUCGAAC